Oncorhynchus keta (chum salmon) is the source of this 3694-nucleotide messenger RNA. RefSeq names its product zinc finger protein 420-like. Bases 300 to 3233 code for a protein of 977 amino acids. NCBI's taxonomy places the organism in Eukaryota, Metazoa, Chordata, Actinopteri, Salmoniformes, Salmonidae. The record is from RefSeq and is a predicted model, not a curated record. The transcript is spliced from 5 exons. Gene Ontology annotation, cellular component: nucleus.
CAGAUGACCAUGUGCGACUUUAAGGCAAUGAUGCUAGUGUGACGUGUAUUCUAGUGGACGGAACGUUUCUUUCAACAGCAGCAACACUUAGUCAGCCACCUCGGUAGCUUGCUAGACAAAAUAGCCGAACCAAUAAAGCUCUUUAGACACUUUCGUGUAUAUUAGCCACUGUGUUUUAAAUCCAAUUCUGUCGUCUAGUUAGUUAUCCGAUUUCAUUUCAUAUUUACGGUGUUGCUGCUGUUAGUCAACUAGCGUGCUGGUUAAGGUAGUAUUAGCCUAGCUAGCUAACAUUCCUUACCAUGAGCUCACUAAGGUUCUCUCCUCCUGCUACUACAGAAGAGGAGGUCUGCUGGACGGAGAAAGGUCUUUGGUUGAACGUUAUUGUGAAAGAAGAGGAGGAAGAAGAGGAUGUCGCAGUAAAACAAGUAGAGGGUGAGGCUAUUACAGUGAAAGAAGAAGAGAAAGAUGUUUCAGUGAAAGAAGAGGAGGACGCGUUCAGAGUGAAAGAGGAGGAGGAAGAGAAAGAGGAGGAUGGGGAGAUGACUGUCACAUGCAAAAAGGAGGAAACUAGAUUUCUGGUCCCUGUUCAUCUUAAGGCAUCCAAUGGUUCUAAUGAUGAACUUAGCCAUAAGAUGGUUUUGAGAAACCAGGCCCUGAUUAACACUAGAGAGAGAUGUGACUAUCAUGGAUCCUCUGGGGAGCCUCAACAGCCUCAUGAUGCUGAAGAGGCAGAGAAGAGUUUCUCCAGAUCAGAACACCUCAAGAAACACCUGCAGAGAUCCACAGUGAAGAAUCCUUACUGCUGCUCUGACUGUGGGAAGAGAUUCCCCUCCUCAUCAGGCAUUAAAAUUCAUCAGAGGAUCCACACAGGAGAGAAAUCUUUUAGCUGUACUCAAUGUGGGAUGAGUUUUACUCGUUCAACCAGCCUGAUAUCACACCAGAGAACACACACUGGAGAGAAACCUUAUAGCUGUGAUCAAUGUAGGAAGGGUUUUACUACAUCUAGCUAUCUAAUUGUACACCAGAGAACACACACAGGAGAGAAACCUUACAGCUGUGGUCAAUGUGGGAAGAGUUUUGGUCAAUCUAGCUAUCUGACAGUGCACCAGAGAAUACACACAGGAGAGAAACCCUAUAGCUGUGGUCACUGUGGGAAGAGUUUUACUGAUUCUAGCAAUCUGACUCUACACCAGAGAACUCACACAGGAGAGAAACCUUAUAGCUGUGGUCAUUGUGGGAAGAAUUUUGGUCAGUCUAGCGAUCUGACAGUGCACCAGAGAACACACACAGGAGAGAAACCUUAUAGCUGUGAUCAAUGUGGGAAGAGUUUUACUGCAUCUAGCAAUCUGACUCUACACCAGAGAACGCACACAGGAGAGAAACCUUAUAGCUGUGGUCAUUGUGGGAAGAGUUUUGGUCAAUCUAGCGAUCUGACAGUGCACCAGAGAACACACACAGGAGAGAAACCUUAUAGCUGUGAUCAAUGUGGGAAGAGUUUUGGUCGAUCUGGGCAGCUGACUGUACACAAGAGAACACACACAUCAAAUGCCAGACUGGCUUCUGUUGUCAAGAUGGGAAAACCCUCCCUCUCUGACAUGGUGUCACUAAAAGACGUGGUCAUCUCCUUCUCAACCAACAAUGGCAGACUGGGGCAAGAAGCCAAUCGUCCGGCCACAGUGCCCAGUCCAGAGCGUCCGGCCACAGUGCCCCGUCCAGAGCGUCCGGCCACAGUGCCCCGUCCAGAGCGUCCGGCCACAGUGCCCCGUCCAGAGCGUCCGGCCACAGUGCCCCGUCCAGAGCGUCCGGCCACAGUGCCCCGUCCAGAGCGUCCGGCCACAGUGCCCCGUCCAGAGCGUCCGGCCACAGUCUACAGACCGGAACCUCCCACGACGGGUCGCAGUCCGGAACCUACCAGUCUGGAUCCGCCAGAGUCUCCCUCCAAUCCAGAGGUGCCACUCACUCCAGACUCGACCAUCAGUCCAGUGGCGUCCUCUAGUCCGUGGUCGGCGGUGAGGGUUCCUGCUCCAGAGACAUUAAGGGGACAAGUAAGGGUGAAGUGCAGCGGGGUCCACGUCCCGAGCCAGAACCGCCACCUCGGAGUCAUGCCCACCCACACCCUCCCAUAUAGGUUUAGAUCCUCUGGGGAGCCUCAACAGCAUCAUGAUGCUGAAGAGGCAGAGAAGAGUCUCUCCAGAUCUCUUCCUACAGUGAAGAGAACUCACUGCUGCUCUGACAUUGGGAAGAUAUUCACCUUACCAGGCAUUAAAAUUCACACAGGAGAGAAAUCUUAUAGCUGUGCUCAAUGUGGGAAGAGUUUGGGUCAAUCUGUGGAGCUGACAGUGCACCAGAAAAUACACACAGGAGAGAAACCUUAUAGCUGUGAUCAAUGUGGGAAGAGUUUUGCUACAUCUAACCAUCUGACAGUGCACCAGAGAAUACACACAGGAGAGAAACCUUAUAGCUGUGGUCAUUGUGGGAAGAGCUUUGGUCAAUCUGGAGAGCUGACCGUGCACCAGAGAAUACACACAGGAGAGAAACCUUAUAGCUGUGAUCAAUGUGGAAAGAGUUUUGCUACAUCUAACCGUCUGACAGUGCACCAGAGAAUACACACAGGAGAGAAACCUUAUAGCUGUGAUCAAUGUGGGAAGAGAUUUGCUUCAUCUGGCAGUCUGAGUCAACACCAGAUAAUACACACAGGAGAGAAAGCUUAUAACUGUGAUCAAUGUGGGAAGAGCUUUGCUACGUCUAACCAUCUGACAGUGCACCAGAGAAUACACACAGGAGAGAAACCUUAUAGCUGUGAUCAAUGUGGAAAGAGUUUUGCUACAUCUAACCGUCUGACAGUGCACCAGAGAAUACACACAGGAGAGAAACCUUAUAGCUGUGAUCAAUGUGAGAAGAGAUUUGCUUUAUCUGACAGUCUGAGUCAACACCAGAUAAUACACACAGGAGAGAAAGCUUAUAACUGUGAUCAAUGUGGGAAGAGUUUUGCUACAUCUAACCAUCUGACAGUGCACCAGAGAAUACACACAGGAGAGAAACCUUAUAUCUGUGGUCAUUGUGGGAAUAGUUUUUGUCAAUCUGGAGCGCUGACCGUGCACCAGAGAAUACACACAGGAGAGAAACCCUUUAGCUGUGAUCAAUGUGGGAAGAGAUUUGCUUCAUCUGGCAGUCUGAGUCAACACCAGAGAACACACACAGGAGAGAAAUCUCAUAGCUGUGACCAGAGAUAAUCUGAUAAAGGAUCUCUGAUUGAAUAUUAGAAAAUACAUACAUGAAGGAGUUGAUUCAUGAUUUCAUGUCACAAUGUAGAAUGUUUUAACAUUGUAGUAAGAGUAUUUUAAUGAUGUCACAAUGUAGAAGCCUAAACGUUUGCCCCGGGCGAAAUCCAGGCGAAAAAUCCCGGCUCUGAAAUGGAAGAGUACUAUUUAUGUGAUUUAACAAAAAUUGACAAACAAGAGAUCAAAUCAAAUGUAUUUAUAUAGCCCUUCUUACAUCAGCUGAUAUCUCAAAGUGCUGUUCAGAAACCCAGCCUAAAACCCCAAACAGCAAGCAAUGGAGGUGUAGAAGCACAGUGGCUAGGAAAAACUCCCUAGAAAGGCCAAAACCUAGGAAGAAACCUAGAGAGGAACCAGGCUAAGAGUGGUGGCCAGUCCUCUUCUGGCUGUGCCGGGUGGCAACCCAGACAGGAAGA